This is a messenger RNA of Aedes aegypti (yellow fever mosquito), 3860 nucleotides long. It is a transcript of the gene sigmar, whose product is annotated as tumor necrosis factor alpha-induced protein 8-like protein. Lineage: Eukaryota; Metazoa; Arthropoda; Insecta; Diptera; Culicidae. Bases 1237 to 1818 code for a protein of 193 amino acids. The record is from RefSeq and is a predicted model, not a curated record. Gene Ontology annotation, biological process: regulation of apoptotic process. Gene Ontology annotation, cellular component: cytoplasm. The transcript is spliced from 6 exons.
AGUCAAUUGGACAUUACCUGGAGAGGUGGACGUACACGUUCGGUUCCGAGGUUUUCUUGUUGCAUUUUCUAAAUUGUCCAUCAAAAGAAAAGUCUAUUGAUUUCAGCGAAGUGUGGAUGAGUAACCGAAAGUUUACUUUCAACGAAAGGCCUGGUUCAACGUUUCAUACAAAAUACGUAAACAGUGAUUAUCAUUUAUGAUUUAGUGUAAAGUAGCAGCAUUACAAUUCGGAAAGCACUAAGAGGUGUCAUCAACGAAGAAAUUGUCUGAGAGAAACCCUCGUGUAGUGCAUGUACAGAGAGGAAAAUCGAAAGAUACUCGAACAAGCAAGCAAGGACGAAACUCAAAAGGAAGGACGGGCUUCCAACAUUCUUGUAACGAUAACGUGGCCUAGGUGAUAAAACGUCCAAAACGUCCGAGCUAUGAGUGCUGCCAGUAUACUAGAGUUACAAACGUGGAUCGUUUAUCAGCGGAUUGCGGCGGAAUGUGCAAACUGUUUGUAAAAACCACCCCAAUCUUUCGUUGAUACCCAUAGCCACAUUCACUAGCUGAGUUUUGUUUUGUUUAUCGCAUCUUUUCGACGGGGAGAAAAAGCAUUUUCGUGUUUCAACAAUCUAAAACAAAAAACCACCACCACCAGACAGACAGACAGAACAUAGAAAGUCAUUUUCGAACCACUCGUUUCUGGUCAGAACGGCGUCGUCAGCGGUGGUCGAGUGAUUGUGUUAUAAUUUUGAUUGAUCGAAAGUGAAUUGCGAGUUAUUGUGAGAAGCGGAAAACCGAUAAGUAGGAAGAGACCGAACCGAAGCAGUUACAAAGAGCUCUGGACCUCUGGAAGGCCAUGACCGGCUGAAGUGAGUGACGACGGAGUGGAAUGGUCGGUUUGCGAAAUCGCGAAAUAAUAGCAAAAACAUUCAAUUAGGUACCGUUAUUUCCUGCACAACUCCAACGACCGGGGAGUGAGAGAUGUGUGACCUCGAUUGAAGUGAAAACAACAACCUCACUCACUCCAAAGAUAUCGAAACCAAAGAAAAAAGGGCGGUACGACCGACAAGAGGAAAGACUGAUAUCGCAUCGCACAGAUCGAUCUAUACGAAGGUUGUUCUUUCGUUUCGGAACAGACAAGUGAAUUCCACACCAACGUCAACGACUAGCUGAGCAAUUCCCGUCUCCGGUGCCACAUAUAAAAAGGGGGCACACUUCCGCUAAUUCGACGUUGAUUGUUUCGAAGGGACAAUGAUUGAUACAGUUAUGACCGACAAUGCAUUCAAAGCGAAAGACAUCGGUCUGCGGGCUCAGAAGAAAAUCCUCUCUCGGAUGGCGAGUAAAAACGUGGCCAAGGUCUUUAUCGACGGAACUACCGCUUCGCUGCUCGAUAACGUCUACCGGCUAGCAAAGACACACACCGGCAGCAAGAAAGAUGCCGAACGACUAGUCAAGAACAUCAUCAAAAUCGUGAUCAAAAUUGCCGUCCUCCACCGCAAUAAUCAGUUCAACGCCGACGAGCUGAAGCUGGCCGAUCGGUUCCGCGCCAAGUUCCAAACCCUGCAGAUGGCCAUCAUCUCGUUCUACGAGGUGGACUACAGCUUCGAUCUCAACUACCUGCUCAAGUCGCUGCAGGAGGUGCACGGGUUGCUCAAAUCGUGCGUCGAUCGGCACUUGACCGAUAAGUCCCUCGGGCGGAUCGAGGAGGUGUUUGCGUUCUUCAGCGAUCCGACGCUGCUGGAGACGGCCUUCCGGCAGGAGUCACCCUACCGGGACCUGAUGGACAAGAUCAUUGCCGACCUGAACAAAGCCAUGGAGAAUGGGGACAUUUAAUGGGUGGUAUUUUUUCCCAUUUGAAAUAGGGCGUGCUAUGUAAGAACAUGGCGCUGUUCACGCACGUAGUGAUAAUAAUUAGGCAAAACAACUUAUGGUAUUAUUUGCUAGGAAUUGUGUGGCCUAUUUUCGAAGCCGAUCACGCUUAUGAAGAGUGGCUCUAACGCUGUUAUGGAUAUUUAUGUACUGAAUUAGACACUAGAAAUUUGAUGGGAUAAGUAUAGGGAGAAACACAAAGUCAUUGAUCCGUCACUUGCCAGUCGCUGAAGACGAAUCUAUUAAAUUUGAAAUUAACUUAUUGAAGCUGUUUCGUUGGUAAUCUUAUUGAAGUUAUUCUUGCAUUAGACGCCUAUCUAUAGAAUCAAAACACGUACCAUUAUUGCUCACAGUGCAGUGCAGAAAUUGUCUUAGUCAUUAUCGAAUAGGAUUGGAUAGUAGAAGUUCUACAAAAGAGUGUUUCAGAAGGACUUCUAAGGUUUAUUUGAAAAUAAUUGAUCUGCAGUAACUGCAGAACAUAAAUGGCAUUUGUAGUAGGCACUGAUUGAAGAACUCGCAGAAGGCUUUGAUUAGGCUGAUCGAUGUUAGUUCACAAAGUUUUCUUAAUCAGUGCCUACUCCAAGAAUGGUUGUAGCACACCAUGGAUCCUAAUCUCAAUAUUCUGUUUUUAGCACUAUUACGACACAGAUUCAAUCAUUCAUAGGGCCUAAAACCUAGAACACAUAUAAGAAAGUGCGGUUACAUGGUGUGAAUGGCAGAAAAUCAAUAAAUUUGGCAUCUCUGCGUUUGAAAUUGAAAUAUUAAGUGAACAGAAUACAGUCAACUCUCCCUUAAACGAUAUCUGAAUCCAAAUUUCGAGUUAGAAAAUCACAAUAAAAGUUGGUUUUCAUGGUUACCUCAAUAGUCCCUUGGAUCGCAUUUGCACUGGUCUUGUGUUCUAUAACUCGAUACCUCCAUAACUCGAUGGUCCCUUGAAUAUAAAGUUAUGGAGAGUUGAUUGAAAUAGAAAGUUUAAACGAUAUCAGGGCUGGUAGCGACUGAGUGUGUUGGAAUACAGUGAACACAUUUUUAUGUAAACUUUCAUGGAAAAAUGCUUCUGAAAAUUCUCAAAUUUAUAUCCAAUUUCUAAACGCGCCAAGUUCCAAACCUGCAUGUUAAUGUUUAACCUAAAUCUAACCAGAGUUGCCAAUUUUCUGGAUCGUAUGCUAAACACUUGAAAGUCAAUGUGACCAACCAUAUAAGAUAUUCGAAAAAAAAUAACAACACAACACUGCGCUUUCUACGCACACUGUAUUUGGGACGAGCGUUACAUGUAGCAACCUUGUAAUGUUAUAGUCUUUAAGUUAUAUUGAUAUUUCGACUAACAGCAAGCACAUAUUCUAAGUCAUUUAUUGUAUAUCUCAGAUACAUCCUAGACGCGUAUCGACAAAAUGGAUCAAACAAACGCAGCAAAACAGAAACUCAUAUCAAUAGAGAUCCCCCUUCUCGUGCGUUGGGAGUGGUCCGUUAGUGAAAUUGAAAAUUCCUCAACUCGUCGAAUGUACUUAGAACUCUAGUUGAUAUAAAUCAGAAAAUAAAAAAAAGCACAGAUGUAGUGUUGAUGCACUGCAUUGGAUAACAACUCAAAAACUGGAUUUCAACGUCUGUUUCUAAUAUUUUUUUUUUUCUGUCCAGUGCAAGAAACUGUAGUUGUUAGGUAUCAAUAUUUUCGAACAAAUGGACAUAUUCACAAAAAAGGACCAGUUUUUCUUUUUGUUUGACUAUGGAAAAAGGCAAAUGUUAUACGUACUCAAACAACCAAUAGAAUAGUUUUUCCGGACGUGGAACAAUGUUGAAAACUUGUGCAAAUGAAACGGAACAAAACCUGGGAUGGUUGCCUUUGGAACGCUAGAAAAGAACACACAUCAUCGGUGUUUGUUAGAUUGGAUAUUCUGUAUAGCGCCUAGAAACCGUAUCGUUUGGCUAGCAAAAAUACAUCACCCAAUAAUGUAAAGCAACAUAGAUGAUAUUUUGAUCGGAAUAAAUGAUAAUGGAGAUGAGUACUA